UUCAAGUCUCAAAAAACGACUUCCGUCAAGAUAGGGAAGUGUCUGUCAACAGAGAGGUCCGGCAUCUCCAGCUCCCCACAUCUCGCCAUUUAAUACGCAUGCACAGGCGUCGACGCGUUUUCGUGUUGGCUGUUUUCUUGUUUCUCGAUGGAGUUCCUUUGCGCUCGUGUGCGCUGCCCGGUUUUCGGCCUUCUUCAAGGAACAGGGUCUCCCUGUCGAUACACCCGACAAUUUGCCCUCCGUUCGGGGCGGAGGAUUCGCUUGCCUGUGUGGCGCCUCUCCUGUCGACGAAUCCACGAAAAAAGGAACGCCACUGUCGCAGACACUCUUCAGCAGAAACUGCUUCCCGUUUUCAGGUCUCACAGCGAGUUGCCGCCGCUCCGGCUCAACGAGUUUAUCUCAGUUGCUUUGGUCUUUUCUGA
This is a messenger RNA of Toxoplasma gondii ME49, 422 nucleotides long. RefSeq lists its product as hypothetical. The coding region runs from base 99 to 422 and encodes 107 amino acids. NCBI's taxonomy places the organism in Eukaryota, Apicomplexa, Conoidasida, Eucoccidiorida, Sarcocystidae. The transcript is spliced from 2 exons. The record is from RefSeq and is a predicted model, not a curated record.